Molecule: messenger RNA, 813 nt
Organism: Thyridium curvatum
Lineage: Eukaryota; Fungi; Ascomycota; Sordariomycetes; Thyridiales; Thyridiaceae
Exons: 1
Coding region: 1-813 (270 amino acids)
Source: RefSeq, a predicted model, not a curated record
AUGUCCAAACAAGACCAGCCUUUACCGCCGCCGCCGCCCGGCGACGACCCCCCACCAUACCAGCCGUCAUCCUCCACCUCAGCCGCGCCGCCAUCGCACCAGGAUGCUGGCAGCACCAACGACCCGGAUGAGCUCGUCCAGCCCAUCGUCCUCGGCAUCGCAGGCCGCUCCAUCCUCGCCGAGCAGCCCGGCGCAGCGCCGGGCUCGGCCCCGCCCACCGCCAUGUAUUCCCUGUCCCGCGCGCUCGCGGACCUAGGCGACUACGACCAGUCUGUCGCGCUCGAGCGGCUAGACUACAAGGUCCGGACCGCGGCCGACGGGACCCCGCGCGUCGCGCCGCCGCGGGGCAAGCAUGUGUACGACCUGUGCCACCCGCCGCCCGUCACGGCUCCCCGUUUCGCGUACGAGCUCCGGUCGCAGUCGCGGCAGACGCUCGGCAGCCUGGGCAUGGUGCGCACGAGCCUCGCGCACGUGAAAGAGCACCACCUCAAGUCCGGGUGGAGGGCCGUCCGGAAGGACAACGGCUUCGCCGAGUUUGACGUCGUGCGCAAGGACCGCAGACGGCUCGAGUGGCGGGACUCGUUCGGCACGGUCGUCGCGAUCGAGGAGGAGGACGAGGAGGUGCCGCUCGGGGACAUCGGGCCGAGCGGUACGGGAGCCAAGGUCGGCGAGAACGUGGGACGGCUGAGGAUGGUGAUGAUGGUGCCGCUGCCGCGCAGGUUACUGGAUGCGCUGGUCGGCGUGUGGUGCGUGCGGGCGUGGCAGGAGGGCGUGGAGAGGGCGUACAAGCCGCAAGGCUUUAGUGGAUGUUAG